AUGACGGACCCUGUGCUGCUACCAGUGUCGAACGAAGAUAGAGCAGCGAUGCCUCUGAAAGCCGAGGAAUCUCCACCCGACUGUGCUCCCCCGGCAGCUGGCGAGGACAUGUCCGCCGAACACACCCCUCCUCGCGCAGGAAAACAUUCCCUGUCAACAGUUACUUCAACCUCAGCUCUCAAAGAGCACGACAGUCUUCUGGCCAAUGGGGAACGUGACGGUCUUGCGGUCAAAACAGUGGAGCCUGAUCCUCCGCAGGCCUCCUCUGAGGUAAAUCCAGAGCAACCCUUGCCUCCAAAGACUGCGCAGAGAUCCUCCAAAGCCCCGAUGUUCAGCUCGGGGCCCGAGGCGAGGAAGCGCCUCAAGUUCAUACUGGGAGCGUCGGAGGAUUACUCCUCGGACGACGAGGCUCUGGCCGCAAAACCCCCGAGCGGCGCGUCCCAGUGCCCGCCGUCCACCCUGAAGUCCUGCGCAGAGCAUCCGUCCUCUGCAGGGCCGCCACCCAGCUCCUCAGUCAUCAAGCCAAGCAUGUCUGGCCUGCACUUGGUGAAAAAAGGACGUGAACACAGAAAGAUGGAUCUGCACAGGGACUUCACUGUGGCAUCGCCUGCCGAGUUAAUCACACGAUUUGGUGGCAACCGCGUUAUAGAAAAAGUGCUGAUAGCUAAUAAUGGCAUUGCUGCAGUCAAAUGCAUGCGCUCCAUCCGCCGCUGGUCUUAUGAAAUGUUUCGCAACGAGAGGACCAUCCGCUUUGUGGUCAUGGUAACCCCCGAAGACUUGAAAGCUAAUGCAGAAUACAUUAAAAUGGCUGACCAUUAUGUGCCUGUGCCUGGAGGAACCAACAAUAACAACUAUGCUAAUGUCGAGCUGAUAUUAGACAUAGCUAAAAGAAUCCCAGUUCAGGGCGUGUGGGCUGGUUGGGGCCAUGCGUCUGAAAAUCCUAAACUUCCUGAGCUCUUGAACAAAGCAGGGAUAUCAUUCUUGGGCCCAUCCAGUAAAGCCAUGUGGGCUUUAGGAGAUAAGGUGGCUUCUUCCAUUGUGGCCCAGAGUGCUGAAAUUCCCACACUGCCAUGGAGUGGAUCAGGUCUGAGAGUGGAGUGGGCUGAAGAGGACCAAAGACAGGGCAAAAUAAUCAGUGUUCCCCCAGAUGUCUACAAAAAGGGCUGCGUUCAUGAUGUAGAUGAUGGCCUAGCAGAAGCAGAGCAAAUUGGUUAUCCAGUUGUUAUAAAGGCCUCUGAGGGUGGAGGUGGAAAGGGCAUCAGAAAGGUUGAAAAUUCAGAGGAUUUUGCAAGCUCCUUCAGACAGGUUCAGACAGAGGUACCCGGGUCACCCAUCUUCAUCAUGCAACUGGCUCAGCAUGCCAGACAUCUUGAGGUGCAAAUACUGGCUGAUGAGUAUGGAAAUGCCAUCUCUCUGUUUGGACGAGACUGCUCCAUCCAGAGGAGGCACCAGAAGAUCAUAGAGGAGGCUCCUGCCACCAUAGCUGCUCCCUCAACACUUGAGCAGAUGGAGCAGUAUGCUGUGCGACUGGCCAAGAUGGUGGGCUAUGUGAGUGCUGGCACUGUGGAGUACCUCUACUCAGACGAUGGAAGCUUUCACUUCCUGGAGCUCAACCCUCGCUUACAGGUGGAACACCCAUGUACAGAGAUGAUUGGAGAUGUAAAUUUACCAGCUGCCCAACUUCAGAUUGCGAUGGGCAUCCCCCUUCAUAGAAUUAAAGAGAUACGAUUGCUUUAUGGGGAAAAUCCAUGGGGCGACAACAUCAUCAACUUUGAGACUCCAGACUGCAUUCCAAGUCCCAGAGGCCACGUUAUAGCUGCCCGGAUCACCAGCGAGAACCCAGACGAGGGGUUCAAGCCCAGCUCCGGUACAGUGCAGGAGCUGAACUUCCGCAGCAGUAAAAACGUGUGGGGUUAUUUCAGUGUGGGGGCAGCUGGUGGACUCCACGAAUUUGCAGACUCCCAGUUUGGACACUGUUUCUCUUGGGGGGAGAACCGUGAAGAGGCCAUUUCGAACAUGGUGGUGGCUAUGAAGGAGCUGUCCAUUAGAGGCGAUUUCAGGACGACUGUUGAGUACCUCAUUAAACUGCUGGAGACAGAAAGCUUUCGGAACAAUGACAUUGACACUGGCUGGUUGGACCAUCUCAUUUCAGAGAAAGUGCAGGCAGAGAGACCAGAUACCAUGUUGGGGAUCGUUUGUGGGGCUUUGCAUGUUGCCGACGCCAGCUUCAGAAAGAGCAUGUCUGACUACCUCCAUUCACUUGAAAGAGGCCAGGUACUACCGGCAGCCAGUCUUCUGAACUCUGUCAGUGUGGACCUGAUAUAUGAAGGAGUCAAAUUUUGUCUGAAGGUGGCUCGGCAAUCUCCAACCACCUAUGUGGUCAUGAUGAAUGGCUCCGACAUUGAAAUUGACGUCCACAGGUUGAGUGACGGUGGACUCCUGCUGUGCUACGAUGGCAGCAGCCACACCACCUACAUGAAGGAAGAAGUGGACAGCUACCGUGUUACUGUUGGCAACAAGACUUGUGUGUUUGAGAAGGAGAAGGAUCCCACGAUGCUACGGUCACCCUCUGCUGGCAAACUACUGCAGUACGUGGUGGAGGAUGGGGACCAUAUUUUUGCUGGAGAGACUUACGCUGAAAUUGAGGUGAUGAAGAUGGUGAUGACGCUGACUGUGCAUCAGUCUGGCUGUAUACACUUUGUCAAAAGGCCGGGGGCGGUUCUGGUGCAUGGCUGUGUGGUCGCACACAUGGACCUGGAUGACCCCAGCAGCAUACAUAAAGUGGAACUCAACACAGCCCCACUGCCACCUCAGCAGCCACUGCCAAUGGUUGGGGAGAAGCUUCACCAGGUUUUCCACUGUGUGCUCGAAAAUCUGGUUAAAGUGAUGGACGGGUACUGCCUUGAAGAGCCUUACUUUAGCAGCAAGUUGAAAGAAUGGGUGGCCACCCUGAUGAAAACUCUAAGGGACCCUUCAUUGCCUCUUCUUGAACUCCAGGAGAUCAUGACCAGCGUGGCGGGGCGUAUUCCACCAAGUGUUGAGAAAGAUAUCCGCAAAGUCAUGGCCCAGUAUGCUAGCAACAUCACAUCUGUCCUCUGCCAGUUCCCCAGUCAAAGGAUUGCGAACAUUUUAGAUAGCCAUGCAGCGACUUUGCAGAGGAAGGUGGAUCGGGAGGUCUUCUUCAUGAACACUCAGAGUAUCGUGCAGCUGGUGCAGAGAUAUCGCAGUGGAAUCCGUGGCUACAUGAAAUCUGUGGUUCUUGAUCUGCUGAAGCACUACCUCCAGGUAGAGAUGCAGUUUCAACAAGCUCACUAUGACAAGUGCGUCAUCAACCUGAGAGAGCAGCACAAGCCUGACAUGAGUCCUGUGCUCGACUACAUCUUUUCUCACGCUCAGGUGUCCAAGAAAAACAUCCUGGUGACAAUGCUUAUUGACCAGCUAUGUGGACGAGAUCCCACCCUGGCUGAUGAGCUCAUGACCAUUUUGAAUGAGCUCACAGAGUUGAGCAAGAUGGAGAACUCAAAGGUGGCUCUGAGAGCCCGACAGGUUUUGAUUGCAUCACAUUUACCAUCAUAUGAACUGAGACACAACCAGGUGGAGUCCAUCUUUCUGUCCGCCAUUGACAUGUAUGGCCACCAGUUCUGCCCAGAAAACCUGAAGAAACUAAUUCUCUCUGAAACUUCGAUUUUUGACGUUUUGCCCAACUUCUUCUAUCACACCAAUCAAGUCGUGUGCAUGGCAGCCUUGGAGGUGUAUGUGCGCAGAGCGUACAUUGCUUAUGAGCUGAAUAGCAUUCAGCAUCACCAGUUGCUGGAUGGAACGUGUGCCGUAGACUUCCAGUUUAUGUUGCCAUCAUCCCAUCCAAACAGAGGGAGCAGCCCUACUCUGAACAGGCUUCCAGUGCCUGUGAGUGGAACGGGUCAGUCCAAGAUGAGGCGGCAGAGCAGUGAGCUCUUCAUGGAUGGGGCCUUGUCUCCCCCCUGCCAGCGCAUGGGUGCCAUGGUGGCUUUCCAGUGUUUUGAUAACUUCAGAAGGGAUUUUGACGAGGUUCUAUCAAGUUUUGCCGAACCAAUCUUGGAAAGGGCUUCGUUUGUAGAGUCGUGCGCAAGUUUGUAUGAGGAGGAGAUCACAAAGAACACCAGGGAGAACCCAAUUCACAUCAUUAAUGUAUCCAUAAAGACAGCAGACACAGAAGACGAUGAUGCCCUGGUUAAAGCAUUCACUGCAUUUACUCAGUCAAAGAAAGCCAUCCUGUUCGAAUAUGGAAUAAGGAGGAUCACAUUUUUAAUUGCACAGAAGAGGGAAUUUCCCAAGUUCUUCACGUUCAGAGCUCGGGACGGAUUCCAGGAGGACCGUAUAUACCGAAAUCUGGAGCCAGCGCUAGCGUUUCAGCUGGAGCUCAAUCGAAUGAGGAACUUUGAUCUGACUGCUGUUCCAUGUGCCAACCACAAGAUGCACCUCUACCUGGGAGCCGCUCGUGUCCAGGAGGGCGCUGAAGUUACAGACUACCGCUUCUUCAUUCGAGCAAUCAUCCGCCAUUCAGAUCUCAUUACUAAGGAAGCUUCUUUUGAAUACCUUCAAAACGAAGGAGAACGUCUUCUAUUGGAAGCUAUGGAUGAGCUGGAGGUGGCCUUCAGUAACACAAGUGUCCGCACUGAUUGCAAUCACAUUUUCCUCAACUUCGUCCCCACUGUCAUCAUGGACCCCUCCAAAAUUGAGGAGUCGGUCCGCUCCAUGGUGAUGCGCUACGGCAGUCGUCUUUGGAAGCUGCGAGUCCUGCAAGCUGAGCUAAAAAUCAACAUUCGCCUGACGCCCACUGGGAGUGCCAUUCCCAUCCGUCUCUUUCUUACGAAUGAAUCUGGCUAUUAUUUGGACAUCAGUCUGUAUAAAGAAGUGACUGACCCCAGCUCUAGACAGAUCAUGUUCCAGUCAUAUGGAGACAAACAGGGUCUUUUGCAUGGUAUGCUGAUCAACACACCCUAUGUGACCAAAGACCUGCUGCAGGCCAAACGCUUCCAGGCCCAAACUCUGGGCACUACAUAUGUGUAUGACUUCCCUGAGAUGUUCAGACAGGCAUUAGUCAAGCUGUGGGGUCUUGGAGACAAAUGCCCAAAGGAUGUGCUGAUGUGCACUGAGCUCGUCCUGGACCAGGACGGCCGACUGGUGCAGAUGAACCGCCUGCCUGGAGACAAUAACGUGGGAAUGGUUGCCUUCAGGAUGAAGAUGAAGACUCCAGAGUAUCCAGAGGGCAGAGACAUUAUCGUCAUCUGUAAUGACAUCACUCACAUGAUCGGCUCCUUCGGUCCUCAGGAGGACGAGCUGUUUCUCAGGGCCUCAGAGUUAGCUCGCACUGAUGGCAUCCCCCGCAUUUACAUCGCAGCCAACAGUGGGGCUCGAAUUGGACUCGCCGAAGAGCUCAAACACAUGUUCCAGGUGGCGUGGAUAGACCCCACAGACCCUUAUAAGGGAUUCAAAUACCUUUACCUGACACCACAGGACUACACCCGAAUCAGCUCCUCCAACUCUGUACACUGUCAUCAUGUAGAAGAAGGAGGAGAAUCCAGGUACAUCAUCACUGACAUCAUUGGGAAUGAGGACGGUAUUGGUGUGGAGAACCUGAGAGGUUCAGGCACCAUUGCAGGAGAGUCCUCUCAGGCCUAUGAAGAGAUUAUUACAAUCAGUAUGGUGACAUGCCGAGCUAUUGGAAUUGGGGCCUAUCUUGUCCGUUUGGGACAGCGAGUGAUCCAGGUGGAAAACUCUCACAUUAUCCUGACUGGAGCAGGCGCUCUUAACAAGGUUCUGGGGAGGGAAGUCUAUACCUCCAACAACCAGCUGGGUGGUGUUCAGAUCAUGCACAACAAUGGAGUCACACACACCACUGUGCCGGAUGACUUUGAAGGAGUCUUCACCAUUCUGCAGUGGCUCUCGUACAUGCCAAAGAACAAACACUCGCCUGUGCCUGUCAUAGCCACCACAGACCCUGUAGACAGAGAGAUAGAAUUUACUCCCACCAAAGCCCCAUAUGACCCCCGCUGGAUGAUUGCCGGUAGACCUCACCCCACAGUAAAAGGUGGCUGGCAGAGUGGGUUCUUUGACCACGGCUCUUUCAUGGAGAUCAUGGGGUCUUGGGCUCAGACUGUCGUAGUUGGAAGAGCAAGGUUGGGAGGAAUCCCUCUCGGUGUGAUUGCUGUUGAAACACGCACAUCGGAAGUCACAGUCCCCGCAGAUCCUGCAAACCUGGAUUCUGAAUCCAAAGUUCUGCAGCAGGCCGGACAGGUUUGGUUUCCUGAUUCAGCUUUUAAAACGGCUCAGGCAAUUUGUGACUUCAACCGUGAGCAUCUGCCUCUUAUGGUUUUUGCCAACUGGAGGGGCUUCUCUGGGGGCAUGAAAGAUAUGUAUGACCAGGUAUUGAAGUUCGGGGCCUACAUUGUGGAUGGCCUGCAUGAUUUCCACCAGCCAGUGUUGGUUUACAUCCCACCCCAGGCUGAGCUGAGAGGGGGAUCCUGGGUAGUGAUAGAUCCCACCAUCAACCCGUUGUGUAUGGAGCUCUAUGCUGACAGGGAGAGCAGAGGCGGUGUGCUGGAGGCUGAGGGCACUGUGGAGAUCAAAUUCAGAAGGAAGGACCUGUUGAAGACAAUGAGACGACUAGACUCUGUCUAUGCUAGUAUAGUUGAGCAGCUUGCUUCCCCAGAGCUGUCUGACAAACAGUGCAAAGAGUUGGAGGCAAAGCUCAGAGCAAGGGAAGAGUUCCUGUUGCCCAUCUACCACCAGGUGGCAGUGCAGUUUGUGGACCUCCAUGACACCCCAGGCAGAAUGCAGGAGAAGGGGGUCAUCACAGAUAUUUUGGACUGGAAGACUGCACGGACCUUCUUCUACUGGCGCCUGCGGCGCCUGCUGUUGGAGCAGGUAGUGAAGUGUGAGAUCCUUCAGGCCAACAAGGACCUCAGUGACGGGCACAUGCAGUCAAUGCUGCGGCGAUGGUUCGUUGAAACCGAGGGAACAGUCAAGGCUUACCUUUGGGAUGAUAAUCAAGCGGUGGUGGAGUGGCUUGAGAAGCAUUUGUCAAAAGAGGACGGCACCCCAUCGGCCAUCCGAGAAAACAUUAAGUACUUGAAGAGAGAAAACACUCUGAAGCACAUUCGAAGCUUGGUGCAGGCCAAUCCUGACAUAGCCAUGGACUGCAUCAUUCACAUGAGCCAAAACAUUACCCCCUCCCAGAGGGCCAAGUUGUCACAUCUGCUGGCAACUGUGGACAGCACCAGCACCAGUUAA
This is a messenger RNA of Menidia menidia (Atlantic silverside), 7272 nucleotides long. The record is from the annotation of a GenBank genome assembly. Lineage: Eukaryota; Metazoa; Chordata; Actinopteri; Atheriniformes; Atherinopsidae.